Molecule: messenger RNA, 1521 nt
Organism: Trichoderma reesei QM6a
Lineage: Eukaryota; Fungi; Ascomycota; Sordariomycetes; Hypocreales; Hypocreaceae
Exons: 1
Coding region: 1-1521 (506 amino acids)
Source: RefSeq, a predicted model, not a curated record
AUGGCAGACACAGGCAAAACGAUUCUGCACAUCAACUUCGCCGACAUUGUCGACCAGCCGCUGUCCCUCACCGGGGCUACAAAACAUAGAUUCCGCUUCAUCGACGGCGACGCCCUCGCCCAUAAAUCAACUAUCCAUGUCCUGGAAUUCGAACACCUUCCUUUGGCGCCAUAUGCCGUCAUCUCAUACGUCUGGCGAGGCCUCCCUCCUCUUCCCGACGAGAAGUCGACGCUGCCCAAGAUUAAUGUCAAAGGAGCAGAAGGGGCUGAUCCCAUAUCCGUCGAAGUGUUGAAGAUUGUCUCGCUCGCGGCGGAAAGACAAGGAUGCAAAUUGAUCUGGCUAGACGCUUUAUGUAUCCUCCAAGACGACGACGACGACAAAGCAUGGCAGAUCCAGCGCAUGUACGACAUUUACCGCUCCAGCACAGAGUGCAUCGUCGCUCCAGGCGGCCUCCAGAGACUCGUCUCGCUCACAGAGGAAACCACCUGGGCGAGCCGCGCGUGGACCCUCCAGGAAGCCAUUGCGCCGCCCUCGGUGCACUGCUUAUUUGCGUGGGACCGCGGCGACUGUCAGUUUCAGUCGAAUUUCCCUCUGCUGGUGAGCCAGCUUGAGAGUACGAAAGCAGCGAUUGCGCCGUUGAAGACUGCGUUGGAGAUGGCGAUGAAGGGGAGGGGCGUGAGUCUUUUUGAUCUGCAGGGAAGAAGGAUGGAUUUGCCGUCGUCGUCUGAGGAGUACAGGAUCUUGCUAUUUGGGGAUGCGGGGAGGGAUCGGCCGCGGAUUAGGGAGUUGAUUGAUGCGAUGGACAUGAAGGGCAAGACGGGCAUGUUUACGGCGAUAUGGCGCUCUUCGUUUAUGAGGGCGGCAAAGUACCCUGUUGAUGCGGUGUUUAGCAUCAUGGGUAUCAUGGGGGUGACGCUUGACACGAGCAAGUUUGGGAAUCAAGAUCGAUUGGGGGCGACGAUUGCCUUGAUGAGGGCGAUUCUGGAGAGGGGAGGGCAGGCGGAGUGGUUGGGGAUUGCGACCAAGGCGUUGCCGAAUCCGAGGUUGUCGACGUUGCCUGUGUUUCCAGAGGUUGAUGCUGCGUGGAGGCCGAUUUUGGGGACCAAGGAUGGGAUGAAGGACAUUGCGGAUGUGAUGGAUACGGGGUGGAGGCUUGAGGGUACGCCGGGGGGAGUCAUGGACGAUGAUGGAUAUUUCCGGUUCAGCGCGUUGUCGACGUCUGUGAGGCAGACGGAGGAGCAAGGGGAGUCUGCGAGGGUGUUUCGGUCGGAGACUUGUGGGAAUUGGGAGGUUGUGGAGAAGGAGGAGGGAUCACAUAUGGUUGUGCUGAUUGGGAGGUGGGAACAGUAUAACAACGGGGCGUUUGGCCUGUUGAUGAAUCUCAGGGAUCAGGCGUUGAUGAUAUUGGAAGAGGGGAGUGAUGGGAGGUUUAGUAACGUUGGGUAUGCUUUUGUGAAGGAGGAGGUUGUGAAGACGGGAAACUGGGAGGAGAGGGAGGUGGUUGUUGGAGGGCCGAAUUAG